Messenger RNA from Chelonus insularis, 1350 nucleotides. RefSeq lists its product as uncharacterized. The transcript has 4 exons. NCBI's taxonomy places the organism in Eukaryota, Metazoa, Arthropoda, Insecta, Hymenoptera, Braconidae. The record is from RefSeq and is a predicted model, not a curated record. Bases 117 to 1073 code for a protein of 318 amino acids.
UUGUCCUUUCAGGAGUGAUUUUAUAUUAUUUUCCCUUCUCUCGUUCAUAUUUUUGUAAGGGAUGUCAUUUAUUAAUAGACGCUAUAGCUUAUAGUCUUAAAGCAGCAGUAAAUACAAUGGAUAGUAAAUCCCAUAAGAAAAAAUAUUCUUCUCAUCCUCAUUCCAAAUUAAAAGAAAAUUAUCAACAUUCAAAUGAUGAAAAAUAUAAUAGACAUGAUAAUUAUCAUGGAAGAGAGUAUGUAGAAAUAAAUAAAGAAGCAAGAAUCAGAGAUGGAGAAUGGGUAGAGUCUCAUCUUUCCUCUGAUCGAGGAUUGGAGCUUCAGAGGGAAUCUUUCUUCGGCUUUAAAUGGAGCAAGGAGAUGGCUGAUAAACAAAAUAACGAUAUUUUACAUUUAGAUAAUGACGCCAUCAAUGAAAGGUAUAAUUAUGAUCAAAUGCCAAACGUGGAACUGAAGAAUACCAGUAAUAUAACUGAUUUAAAUGAAAGUUUUAAGAAGAAAAGGAAUAAAAAAAAACGUCAGUCAAAACGGAUUUCUUAUUCAGAUUAUCCAGAGGAUGAUGAUGAUGAUGAUGAAGCUGAUCAACACAAAGAAAAAUUAAGAAAGCUACACAAAAAAAUUCGAACUUUAGUAUCAAUUCCAGAUAAAAAUCUGAAGCAACAGAAAGAAUUAGAGGCUUUAAAAAUUAUUGAAGAUCUUCUGAAGAAUGAAAAGAUGAAAAGUGAAAAGUCUAGAGAUGGAAAAUUAUAUAGGUCUAAGUUUAAAAAUAAACGUCGAACUACGUCAACCAAGAAGCAAGAAACUGAUGGAGACGAUGAAGUAGAAGAAAGCAAAUUAUAUCAAGUUGGUAAUGCAGAUAAUUCUUGGCCAGAGAGAAAAUCCACAACAUCGUCAAGGAAGGAAUCUCAAACAAGUAGUAGCAGAAGAAGUCGAAAAUUAUCAAGCAUAGAAAAUGAAGAUCUUUCAGAUGAUUCUGAUGAUUUUUCAUCUCCUCCUAUUAUUCAUGAUCGAGUAACUCCAAUUUUAAAAAACAUUUAUGGAUGGAUUUUUGGUGGUUGUCCAAGUUCAAAAUAAAUUAAUAAAUUUGGAUAAUUUAUUUUGUUUUUGCUGGGAAAAUCUUUCUGGAUGGUAUUUCAGAUCCUGGAUGAACUUUAAAGAUCAACAAGAAUAAUCAACAAGUCUAUUGAAUAACUCCAGCGAAAUUUUUGUUCAUAUGUUUAUUUUAUGAAUAAUUAUUUUAUAUCAAAUAAUUAUUACUAACUAAUUUUUAAUUAGUUAAAUAAAAUAAUAGAUAAAAUUAAUUGGAUAAAGGGAAUAAGUCUAUGAAUUCAAAAAUUCAAGAUGACAAUUA